AUGGCUCAACCAUCGCUUCUGGGGUACAGGGAAAUACAAAAGAAAUUCCCAGAAAAUCAAUUUACAAAUAAAGACAUAUUGUACCAACAAAUAAUCCAAGAUAAACCAAAUAGAUCACCAAGC
Molecule: messenger RNA, 123 nt
Organism: Dentiscutata heterogama
Lineage: Eukaryota; Fungi; Glomeromycota; Glomeromycetes; Diversisporales; Gigasporaceae
Source: the annotation of a GenBank genome assembly